This is a messenger RNA of Blepharisma stoltei, 216 nucleotides long. NCBI's taxonomy places the organism in Eukaryota, Ciliophora, Heterotrichea, Heterotrichida, Blepharismidae. The record is from the annotation of a GenBank genome assembly.
AUGGAACAAAUUCAGAGACUCGAAGUAGUCGAAGACAAAGCAAUUGAUUUUUUGCACAAAAUGAGAGACAUGGUCAACCUUUUAUCAAAAGAACUCAAACAAGAAGACUGUAAAUUCGAAAUCAUGCAGACUCUAGAAUACGCAUCUACAAAUGUCCAAGAAAUCGGAAAAGAAUUGCAUGAAAUUAUAGACGCUCUAGAAUACAAUGAUAAAUAA